AUGGUGAAACCUGGAAAAUCAAAAGAUACCAGAAGGUCUCAACAUCUCCUAAUUUCUUUUGGACUUUUAGAAUUCCCCUAUUUUAAUUUUUAUAAUGACAGAGCUUUACAUGAGGUACCUGCUUCCAUAUUUGAUUUGAUAAAUCAUGUCACAUGUAACUGGAAUGAAGUGCUUAUUCGUUACCUAUUCAUACCUGCUCAUGCUACUGCUAUUUUAUCGUUGCCAAUACCGUAUUGUGCUCAACCUGACCGACUCAUUUGGAAGCAUCAAAAGUCUGGCAAUUACACAUCCAAAUCUGGGUACUUUCAAGCAUCUCUUAUUAGACAUCCUGCUAUAUCUCCUGUUACAAUGCAUUUUUCAAAGACGGAUUGGCAAAAUAUUUGGCUUCUAAAAAUUUAUCCUCGUAUUAAAGUUUUUAUUUGGAGGGCCCUUCAUGAGGCUUUACCAACUGGGGAAGCUUUAUUUAUUCGCUUCAAUAUUGAUGUUAAAUGUGUGCAUUGUGGAAGUGCAGAAUCAUUGUCUCAUAUGUUGUUCCUUUGCCCAUUUGCUCAAAAAAUUUGGUUCGCUUCUCCUUUGGGUUUACUGCCACAACAUUUUCCUAUUUUAUCUUUUCAUCUAUUAUGGCAAUACCUAUCUAAUGCUUUACUCACUCAAGAUCCAUCUAAAGAAUCUCUACAACUAGCAUGUUUUGUUUGUUGGUAUAUAUGGAAAUGUCGAAACAAGUUGCUGUUUGAGAAUGAAAUACAAAGUGAGGAGCAGGUUGUGCGGGAUGCUGUUGCUGCUUAUCAAGAAUAUGCAGGUAUUAAUCAAACUUUUUCUUCCUCAUAUUCUGAUCAGCAUGUAUUAUCACCUCAAAGCUCAUGGCUGCCACCUCCUCGAGGAUUUAUAAAGCUUAACUAUGAUGCUUCAACUGCUCGAUUACAUCAAUGUGGGUUUAUAGCAACAGUGGCAAGGGAUUCUGAUGGAAUUGUUAUUGGCAGGUUUCAUGCUUAUUUUAGACACAUUUGGGAUCCCGGAAUUUUAGAACUUUUAGCACUCCGAGAAUCUCUGAAUUGGGCUGUUUUAUGUUCAUGGAGUCAUGUAAUAAUGGAGGGUGACGCUCUUCAAGUCUCACAAGCUAUUAAUUCACACCGAAUACUGGAUUAUCAUACUUGGGGGAUUUGUCAAGAUAUAUGGCGUCUUCAGAAUCGUUUUAGAGUUUGUAUUGUUCAAUAUGUCAAUCGUAAGUUUAAUGUUUUAGCUCAUGAAUUAGCUUCUUUAGUUAAGAAUUCGUAUAUUCUGGGUCUGUAA
This is a messenger RNA of Mercurialis annua (annual mercury), 1290 nucleotides long. RefSeq lists its product as uncharacterized. The transcript has 3 exons. The coding region runs from base 1 to 1290 and encodes 429 amino acids. The record is from RefSeq and is a predicted model, not a curated record. NCBI's taxonomy places the organism in Eukaryota, Viridiplantae, Streptophyta, Magnoliopsida, Malpighiales, Euphorbiaceae. Gene Ontology annotation, molecular function: nucleic acid binding; RNA-DNA hybrid ribonuclease activity.